Molecule: messenger RNA, 11927 nt
Organism: Megalobrama amblycephala (Wuchang bream)
Lineage: Eukaryota; Metazoa; Chordata; Actinopteri; Cypriniformes; Xenocyprididae
Gene: map1aa
Product: microtubule-associated protein 1Aa
Exons: 8
Coding region: 1122-9011 (2629 amino acids)
Biological process (GO): regulation of microtubule depolymerization; microtubule cytoskeleton organization; axonogenesis
Cellular component (GO): synapse; microtubule; dendrite
Molecular function (GO): microtubule binding; actin binding
Source: RefSeq, a predicted model, not a curated record
CUGGAAGAAAGCAGGAAGAAAGGAAAGGUUGUGCGAGUCGAUUAUCUCUAUGAAGAUGAUGGGGUGUGUGUGGGAUACAUCAUGGGUGUCACUUGACUGUGCCUUGGCAUCUUUUGAUAUGCGCGCGCAUGAGUGGAUCCCGUAAAACCAGUGAGCGCAAAGUAAUGUUUGUGCAUUGAAAUAAACAGCAGAGGGCAGUAUACAAUCCUUCUCCUCAUGUUCCAGCACCCGCAUUAAAGCACUUUGCAGUAAACCUCUUAAAAAUGCUGACUCAUGUCCAGAGACACUGUGGAAAUGAUAUACAUCAGAUAUCAGCCAGUAAAAAGCCAUACUCACCCAAACCAUGACUAAACCCUGUGAGAAGAUUAUAUUUCAUCUGCAAUGGAUAAACGUUGUACGGUCACUCUCAUGUGUCAUUCAUUAUUCAUGCUUGAUAGGAAAUAAUCUUUGGAUCAUAUAACAUGUGUAUGUGAAUUACAAAACUCAAAUCUUAAAGGGAUAGUUCAUCCAAAAAUAUGUAUUCACCCUCAAGAUGUUCCAAACCUGUAUGAAUUUCUUUCUUCUGCUGAAUACAAACACAUCAUUUUCAUUUGAUUUCAUAACCAGAAUUUUCACCCUUUAAGAUUAAUCCUCACAUUUUUUUGAAUACUAAACAGUUUGACUAAAGACUUUAAAUUAUUCAAAAAAACACUGAAGAGCAUAAUUUCUGAUUUUCUCCUGACACAAAUCAGAUGAACAAAUCUUGAUUAUUGGUCACAGAUAUAUGAUUAUAAUCAGAUAAAAUCUUGACUGUGCUUGUCUUUCAGUAAGAACCUCGAUCAUCAGUGUUUGAACAUCAAUUUAUUCUGGAUUAAAUCCGCUUUUCUUGGCAUAAAUGAAAGUCAAUUGCAGAUGAAGCGUAAACAACUAUUUCCCCCAGGUGUCUCAGAAUACAUUAUUGAUAGGAGAGCAAAGUUGUCAUGGUGAAAUGUAAGCAUCUGUUGGCAGCCGGUAACCAAUAGAAGGACGUGAUUCCCGAGCCAGUCUCUCGGCUCCUCCUCUAAUCCCGCCCCUCUGAGUGGGUUGAUGGCUGUAGUUGUCAUGGAAAUGCGAGAACUCCCUCAGCUCUAGAUUCGGUUACUAUGGAAAUGCCGCUUGGAGAUGCUGCGAUAGGUCCUCAGGAGAAGAGAGAGAUUAUUCAGCACCUUGGACAGCAGCGGUGUGUCGGUCCUCCUUUCUGCCAGACGCGAUACUAUAUUCUCAUUGUGAUCGGAGAAAUUUCAACAGAUCGCCAGCUUGAUUCAGUGAAAGAGCACAUUAAAAAGGGGAUUCUGUCAUGGGAUAUUGAUUUGACCAUUUGUGACUUGAACAAGGAACUGAAGCUCUUUGAAGCAAGACACUCUGCCCAGUUCUCAUCAGAGGUCAAAGGACAGAGACUUUUGCAAUACAAGAGUGAUGUCCUGGAGACUGUUGUGUUAGUGAAUCCUUCUGAGGAGAAUAUUGCUAUAGAGUUCAGAACACUGCUCUGCGACUCAGCAGGACAUAAGUUAUUAGUCCUAAGUGGGCAAAGUACUGAACAGACUGGUGACAUUACCUUGCAAAGUGGAGUGUUUGGUUGGAAAAAAUUAUCUGACAUUCUCUCAAGUCGUAGAAUUAAAGAGCUCUUAAACCAGCCAUCCACAGGUCAGCAAGCCUGUUUGACUGUGUCCUGUAAAGGAGAGGGGGACUGGAGGUCCCUAGGGUACAUACAGGAGCAGAGCUUACUAAAGUACAGACUGAACCCUGAGCCUGUGCUGCCUGAGAUGGAAGGUGUGAGCGAGUUCACAGAAUAUGUCUCUGAGACAGUGGAUGUUCCCUCUCCUUUUGAGCUCCUGGAACCACCAACCUCGGGAGGGUUCCUCAAAUUGUCCAAGCCAUGCUGCUAUAUCUUUCCUGGAGGACGGGGCGACUCUGCUUUGUUUGCUGUCAAUGGCUUUAAUAUUUUGAUUGAUGGUGGAUCAGACAGAAAGUCUUGCUUCUGGAAGCUGGUCAGACAUUUGGAUAGGAUUGAUUCUGUUCUCCUCACCCAUAUAGGAGCAGAUAAUCUCCCUGGCAUAAAUGGACUGUUACAGAGAAAAAUUGCAGAGCAGGAGGAAGAGAAGAGCCGUGGUUCAAAUACCUAUGGAGACUGGAUGAAAAACCUGAUCUCACCAGAGCUUGGUGUUGUGUUCUUUAAUGUUCCAGAAAAGCUGAAGAUGCCCGAAUCCACGCUGAAAGCAAAGAGGAGCAUUGAGGAGGCCUCUCUCACAUUGCAGUACCUUCACAAACUAGGCAUCAAACCUGAGCCUCUAUACAGAGUUGUAAGCAACACAAUUGAGCCUUUAACACUCUUUCACAAGUUGGGUGUUGGAAAACUUGACAUGUAUAUUCUAAAUCCUCUCAAGGACAGUAAGGAAAUGCAAUUCUUCAUGCAGAAGUGGGCUGGUAAUAGCAAAGCUAAAACUGGCAUUGUCCUGUCCAAUGGCAAAGAGGGGGAGAUUUCUGUUCCUUACCUCACAUCAGUGACAGCUCUGGUUGUAUGGGUACCUGCCAGUCCAACUGAAAAGAUUGUGAGAGUACUAUUUCCUGGAAAUGCCCCACAAAACAAAAUAUUUGAGGGCCUGGAAAAGCUGAGGCAUCUCGAUUUCUUGCGAUAUCCAGUAGCCACUCAAAAGGACAUGUCAUCUGGAGCUCCACCUCCACUGAUUAAACAAACUAAAAUGAAGCUGAGAACUGAUAGCAAAGAAAGUCUCAAAUCGUCACCUAAAAUGUCUUCCACUACAAAAGCAAGCAAGAAAGAGGCAAAUGAAGAUAUUGAGUCAAAGAGUGAAUCUGUAAAUGAGAACAAAGUUGAAAAGAAAGAGAAGAAAAUUAAAGAGACUGUUAAAACUCCCAAACCACUGAAACCUAAGAUGGCAUCACCCGAUUCACUCAAGCAAGAGAAAAAGAAACUGCAGAGAGAAAAAUCUCCUAAAAAACAUAUCAAGGAGAAGGCAUCUAAGAUGGAGGAAAAGAAAGAUCAGGAAAAGAAAGACACAAAGAAGGAAAAGACAGAUGUUAAAAAAGAGGACAUAGUUAAAAAAGAACUCAAAAGUAAGGAGGAGAAGAAAAAAGAAAAGGAAAAAAUUAAGCCAGAGUUGAGAAAAAUCACAAAACCUGACUUAAAGCCUUUCACCCCUGAGGUCAGGAAGACUCUGAACAAAGCAAAGGUUCAAGUGAAGCCUAAAACAGAAAAAACCAAAGCUGCAAAGGAGCAAGAAAAUAGGCCAGCUGCUAAGAAAGCUUCAGUGGAGAAACAGGAGAGUGAAAGGUCCUUAGUCUCUUCCCCAGAGGAUCUUACCAAGGAUUUUGAAGCCUUGCGACUGGAAGAGGAGCUUUCCAAGCCCACAGAGAGCAAAAUUCUCCCAAAUCUUCAGUCUGCAGUGGACACUGUUUUCUCUCACAUUGAAUCUCCUGAUGAGGGAAUAACUACAACUGAUGUUGAGACAGAGUCCCCUCAUGAGGAAAGGGUACCAUAUGGAGUAAACGCAAAUGAACACCCCUCUAAAACCACUGAAAGAUUUGAGGAUGAAGGUGCUGCUACAGAAGAUGACCUAGAGGAUGACUAUACCACAAAACUGAAAAGUGCUAAAACAUCUGACUUUGUGGAGAAGAGUGAAGAUAAAAAAUGGCAAGAAAAGGCAAAAGAAGAUAUAGAGUUUGAAAUGAAACCCAAAAAGAGUGACAGUGAAGAAGAUGAGGAUGUGAUUGAGAAAGCAGAGCUAGAGGAAGCAGAGGAUAUAGCACAUGUGGAGGAGCUUAAGUACAAGUCAGACGAGGCUAGGAAAGAAAAACUUGGAAAGGACUGGGAGACAAAACAAAGUGACAUAAAAUCUGCCAAACCUCUGGGUGCUGCAGAGCAUGUUUCUUUCAUCCAAGAUGAGACCAUUCCAGGUUACUCUGAGACAGAGCAGACCAUCUCUGAUGAGGAGAUUAAUGAGGAGACAGAGGAGAGAAUCCCACAUCUUCAAUAUGAUGUCGGCUCUUAUGACAUCUCAGUUCCUGAUGAACCAGGGACUUUUGACACUAUCCAUGGCAUGAAACCACCAACCAUAUCUGUUGCUUCUGAGUUAUCAUCAAAGGGUUUUGCAGUAGACCAGGAGCCAGUCCUGUCAGCUUAUGCAUCCAAUAUAAUUGCGGCUCCAUUGGCUGAAGAAGAGCAUAUAUCAUCAGCCACUUCCAUCACUGAAUACGACAAAUUAUCAUCUUUUGCAACAUCUGUUACUGAAGAUCAGUCUAUAGCAUCUGUGACAGCACCACCUACUGAAGACGCAGGAAAAAGCUCUUUACUCUUAGAUACUGUAAAUAGUAUACCAUCGUCCGUACACACAGAUGCUACUCAAGGAAAGGAGUACCUCCACUCUGCUGGAACUAUUUCUCCAACUUCUUCCUUAGAGGAGGACAAGUGUUUUAAAUCACCUCCUUCAGAAGAAUAUCAACCUAUUGUGCCAGAAACAGAGACUACAGUGAAGGCUACAGUUCCCACAAAUUAUGAGGAUGAAGAGGAUGAGGAAGAGGAUGAGGAUCAAACACCAAAUGUUGACAUGCCACUUGGAAAGAUCCAUGAGGGUUACGCAUCUGCUGCCAUGCUCCAAGACAAUGAAAAAGCUUCUGAUAACUUUCCCUUAUCAGCUGCACCUAUUUCUCCUCCCGUCAUGUAUGUUGGCACACAAGAAAAAGAUGAAAAAGGACUCUCAUUCUCUAAGGAUGAAUCUAAAUUGGGCAACACUGAUAAAAGUUUGUCCUUCUCACCAAAUUUGUCUGGCACCUCAGAGACGAAUAUUAUCUCAGAGAGUGAAGAAAGAUGCCUCAGCCCAGACGACAGUACUGUGAGGUUUGCCUCACCUACACAAUCAGGACCGACCAGCAGUAGUUACUCUCCCACUGAGGAAAGGCCACAAAAGCCACUGAUUACGGACAAAGAGGAAAAACUAGACAAGGAGACUUUUGACUCUCAGAGGUAUUUGACCCAAGAUGCUCCUGCUGACAAAAAGUCUGUGAAAAUAAUUGAUGAUGUUGUGGACCCUUUUGGAAAGGGGUUCUCCAGCACUACAACUGCAAUAUAUGACUCUGAAGAGGACGAAGAUGAAGAGAAAGGUGAUUAUUAUGGAAAGGAAAGCUAUAAAGUGUGUGGUAAAGCUAAAUACAAAGAGGAGAGGGAAUGCACUUUUCUUGAUGAAGAAUAUUCCCAAGAGGCAACACCCCUAAAAGAGGAAAAGCUGCCUGAAAAUAAGAAAGAAUCUGUUGAUAAGGAAGAUAAACCACAAAAUGUGACCUACUUGGGCCAUGAGCACAAAUCCCAGAUGCUCAGCUCAGGCGAGGAAGAUGAAAGUGAAACUGAGGAUGGUACUUACUCAAGCGUAAAAGGUCCACAGGACAAGUUAGAUUCCAUGUCAGCAAGCCCAGGCAAAAAAGAUGUGUCAUUUUCAGAGAUAGAUGACCCAAACUUGAUCUCUAAAGACAGUGAUAAAAGUGUCCACUUCAACUUGUAUUCCUUCCCAGAGUGUGAGAAAGGCCUCAAAGGGGAAUUUGAGAGGGUAGUUAGGCAAGAUACACCCUAUGUUGGGAAAAGCUUUACAUAUUCUGAUGUAUAUGACAGUAAGUCAAGUUCAGUGGAUUCCUACUCUCCAAAUCUGCCAGCAGAGCACACUUUUGAUGAUACUGAUGUUACUCCAAAGAAAACAGAAAAGGAAGAUUCCCUAGAAUCUCCCACCAGCAAGAUUUCUGAUCUUAAAGCAUCAGAUGAAAAGGAAACGUCAUCAGCUUCAUAUAGUGAAACACAAAGUAUCUAUGGGACACCACAGUUUAGAGAUACAUCUGAAGAAACAUUCUCUGAGAAAAUAAAUAAAGUUGAAGAGAAGACAAUUGAGAAAACCUCACCUGUUUCAGCCGAGAGAGACCCCUUUUCAGUUAAAUUUGAAAAGCCAGAUUUCAGUGGAAUGGGAGAAGUUGGCGCAUCACAAUCAGCCCAUUAUGCAGCUGACAGCUCCAUCUCUGAUUACAGUGCUAAAAGUAUGAGUUCUAUGUUAGGUGAAUCUACAUUUAGAGAAGUACAAUUAAAAGAAGUAGUAGCUGGAGACAUGAAGAUGUUCGCUGAUGGAGAGGAUGAAGAUGACGAGGACGAGGAAGAGGAAGAUGAUGAGGAUGAGGAGUAUGGAGAGCAUGUAAGUGAUAGUGAUACAGAGAAAGGUGCCAAAGACAGACAAGAGAAAGAUGCCCAGUGCCCACUGACUAGUGCCAUCAGCACUGUACCUACUCAAUUCCAGGAUGAAAAGAAAGACACCAUUACACAUGAGUACAGCUUUAGCUCUGAUACUUAUGGGAAAUCUUCAGGUUCAUCAACAUUUGAAUCCACGAUAAGCCAUGAGGGCCCCAAGGACUCAUUUAAAACUGCUAAAGGUGAUGCCUCAUCUUUUUCUACUGAAAGUCAAAUUACAAUCUCCUCUGGAUUUGGACAUUCUUCAAGUGAGCAGAAAAAUGAGUUUGUAGAAAAAGAUGAGAAAUUACCUCUCUCAACAAAGUCUGCUGAAGAUAAAUAUUCUACUCACUAUGAUGGCAAAGAUACUGAGUUGGACAAGCAAAAGACACCAGAUGCAGCAGAGAAAAAAACAGCAGACCCUGUUUCAUUGGGCUUCAGUUACACAACUAUGUCAGCCACAGCAUACUCUUCUUCCUCUUCUUACAGUCAUUCUUCAUCAGCUUCAGCAUCUCUGUCCACUAGCCGCCAGUUUGGGGAGGAGUUGGAGACUCCAGCCAGUACUGCAUUUGAGUACUCGUCUUUCAAAGAUGAACAUUCACCAGUAAUUGAUUCACCCUUUUCCAGUUCUGGUGGGCAGGUUAAGGAUGAAUAUUUAGAAGUGUCCGAGAAACUGACUCCUGCAACCACUACUGCUGAAUCCACCUCUAGUCUUGCGAGAUUCUCGCCAUUAUCACCCUUUGAGGAGAUCAAGCCUUUCCCUCCACAUGCUGGUACUUGUAUAGGGGACAAGAAAGAUCCUGCUUAUUCUACAAGCAAUAUCUCAGAUCAAGGCCCACAAAGUCAGUGCUUUUAUAAACCGGAGUGGGAUGAGGACUCGAGAUUACAAGCUGAAUUUGGUGCAACUGGACCUUAUUCCUCAAUCCCUCCGACCACACAGAAAGACACUAUGCCUGAACAUCUGUAUGGUGCUUCAUCAACACUUGAAUUUGAGUGCCCUGAAAAACAGUACUAUGAAGACACAGAGAGUAGUGAAGAGGAGGAUGAUUAUAUGUACGAAACUGAACAGGAUAAACUUCAGUACCAAAGACCUACACUUACAGCUCAAGCAGACAAGAGAGAUGCCACCUUUUCCUUGGGUGAGACAAUAACAAAGGACAUAUCUUCUGGCUUGGGAGCCACUAUCCCAGAUGCGCUUACCUCAUAUCCUUCCUCUUACCCUGAGCCCAGAAAACCAGACACAACAAAUGGUCCUGCAGAAGCUAGUUUGAGUGCACCAGAGGCUUUUGGUGGAACCAGCAAGGUGGGGAUAGGCUUGUCAAAAACAGAGACGAAAGGCCAAGAAUUUGAUGUAAAGAAAAUUAGGAGUCCAGGUGAAUGGGAAAUGCAGCAGCAACGAGACAUCUACCCAGGGGCAUCCCCUCCUCAUUAUCGACAUGAAGAUGAGUAUGAAGAAGAAGAAGAGACUGAGCCAGAGCACCCAGCCCGUCCUCUUUCCCUCUCAUCCACAGACCAACCUUUCCAACCCUCUUAUUAUGCAGGCGAUCCAAGCAGACACGAUGACGACUCUGACUAUCCUUCAGAUGUUGGUAUCCGUCAACAUUCAUCCACAGCAUCCCCAGGCUAUUCCUCCUGUGAGUACAAGCAGAGGAGGGGAGACACAUCUCCAUCAUUUAUCAACCCAAGCUUAUGUCAACUUUCAAGUGAUGAAGAAAAUGAGGAACAGAGAAGCCAAUCUUCUGAUCAACAGCAACCUUCUGGGAAGACAAGAUCCCAUAAGCAACCCCGCCACCACUCUCACAGUCAUCAUGGCGAGGACAGCGAAUUGCAACACCUCUCUGGAGCCAUGGCUGCUGGCAUUAGUGCCAGUGGGGAGGACACCCCUCCAACCUCUGUCAGUGAGCCAUUGCAUUCCCAGUCAGAUUCUGAUGUUCUACCAGGCACAGAAAAGUGCCCAUCGGCCGCAGCAGAAAGAAACAAUGACUCUGAUGAGGAUGCAGAUUACCUGCCUGUAGAUAAGUCAUCUGGAGCUUAUGGGGGGAAGCAUUACUCAUCUAAGUCACCUAAUAAAAAUCAUGAUCCUUUCCCAUCACCAAUGAUGGACCCUGCUCCUUAUUCCCCUCACCCUGAUGUAUGUAUGGUUGAUCCCGAGGCUCUGUCAAGCAUAACAGACAAACCAAUCAAGAAGGAUACCAAAGCAAAGGGUUUACGUAAAUUAGGUAAGACCUCAUCUCCUGCUCGGAAGACUGAUGCUAGGCGGAAGAAGUCCCCAUCCAAGGAACCAUCCACUCAGACCACCUCUCUUAGAAAGAAGGACAUGGAUGAUGAUCUGUCAAGGUCAAGCCACAACACCGGCAAAGGCCUUGUUAAUGGCUAUAAGAACAGUGCAGGUUCAAAUUCUGCAAAAUUCAGUGCAGCUGUGCCCCCCGGUCCUCCUAUCUAUGUGGAUCUGGCCUACAUUCCCAACCACUGCAGUGCUAAAAAUGUGGACCAGGAGUUUUUCAAACGUGUUCGUUCUGCUUAUUAUGUAGUGAGUGGAAACGACUCCAGCAGUGGAGAACCCAGUCGUACUGUCCUAGAUGCCUUGCUAGAAGGAAAGGCACAGUGGGGAUCCAAUCUGCAGGUAACAUUGAUACCUACUCAUGACACAGAAGUGACCCGUGAGUGGUAUCAGCAGACCCAUGAGAAGCAACAGGAGCUGAACAUCAUGGUCCUGGCCAGCAGCAGCACAGUUGUGAUGCAGGACGAGUCAUUCCCUGCCUGCAAAAUAGAGUUCUAAAUUCAACAUGGCUCCCAGGUUCACAUCUUUACUCUCAAAUGGUCCGUUACAGCCUUAAUUGUAGUUUACUCAGUGUAAAAUUCUUAACCUUUUUCUUUUUAACUUUCCAAGGUUUAAAACAGCACAUAUUAUCUAUUGCCCCAAAACCCCAUUCAAAUAGUAUAAACUUUGAUUAUUAUUUCCUUGUGAUGAAAGUUACUAGAGUGCAGGAGAACAGAAGGAAGACGUGCCUUUCACUAUGUACUUUUCAGGGUGGCUUUUCCCUUUAUGUUGUACAAUACAUACAUGCAUACUGUAAUACAUUUCUUGCUGUAAAUUCUUAACCCUUAGAUUUUAGGCCAGGGCUUGUUUAAAUUAGUUUUCAUGGUCACAUUCCCAGUCGUAGUUUUAUACUGAACAAGGUUACCAAACAAGUGUGCUAAAUACAAUAACAAUAAGUUGAUAUAUAUAGCCUUGUUUACAAUUAUAUUUAACUAAAGCACAAGUAUACCUCUUUUUGAACAAUAGCACCAGAAAGUCACCAAAUAGGUUUCAUCUGAUUAGUUCAUGUAUCCUUUCUUAUCUCAAAGAAACUGUUGCUUUGAGGCUCCGAUUUAUACACAAUGGCUUUAUCGACUUUGAUGGCACAAACAUACACUCUGCAUGUAAAAUAAUCUUCUAAUAAUCAAGUUAUCCCACAUUCAGAUACCUACUGUGCAAAUGGCAAUUGAGGCUAUAUAACUCAGCAGAGAGUUUAACAAAUACCUGGGUGCUAGUAUUUCACAAAUACAAAUCUAGUUAACAAAUAAGUUUAAGAGAUUUAAAAAACAAAAUUUAAAAAUGUAUAUGCUGGACAUGGAGUUGUGCUGCAGCUUAUGUGCUUUGCACAAAAUUACUUUACAUUCCUGACUCAGAGAUUAAUGCUUUGAAUUUGUAUAGCAGAAUGACAGCAUCAGCAACAACAUUUAAUUAAUAAUCAUGCUACUAGAUCUAGACAAAAUUCUCUUUGUAAAUUAAUACUGAAAAACAAUUGAAUGAAGAAUAAUGUUUAGAUGGUAGGUUUAUUGUCAACACUAAAUAACGGAGUGGAAGUAUUAGAAUCAAAUCUUAUUUUGUCAUUAAUGAUGUAUAAAAUGUAUGUUCAAAGAGUUUAUGAUUAUUUUUAGUGUUUAUGAUGUUCAGAAGUAUGUUUUAUUCCUGAUUUCGUUCAAUUUUGAAGAAAACAUUUUCUUUAUAUUCUUUAGCUCCUUGUAAUGAUUUCCCCUUGAUUUCUGUUGGUUACAUAAUGUAUAUAAGACAAAAUUGCUUACUGUAAAGGAAUGGGAAGAAAGGAUGACUGAGAAUAUGCAAGCCAAAGUUGCCGGCAAUGGAAAUGCAUGGUAUUCAAUGAAUACACUAAGUAUGAAAGUUUUUUCCAUGUUUUGCAUAGGGUUAUAUGAAAGAAGUGAGAUACGGAUACUGCACUUAAACCUAUUCCAAAAAUGUUAAUGUGUGUUUAAAGGUAAAUUGUGGCUUUUAUAUGGGACAUGAACUUUUAUCUUAACCAUUACUGCAAGAGCUGUUGUUUUCAAUCAGUAGAAGACAAGGAUAUUGAGGACAUUUUGAAAUAUAAAAGUAAAUUCUUGACCAAUGUUUCAAAGACUGGCAAGUUCACUACUUACUGUUUAUUUUUAUGUCUUUCUGGUCAGAAUUAGCAGCGACGGACAGAACACAUGCGAAGAAUUGCGAACGUUUUUCUUUGUGCAUUUUUAAAUAUGUAAGGCUUAAAAAUAACUGAUUAAAUGACACCACUGCUCUUGUCACGGAGCAGGAUCAAAGAUGAAAGGAAUAAUGAUGUUGUAUCAUUGACUGACGAAUGGGAAACGCUGUAAAAGUACUGUAUGCACUGCAUGUAUAUAACCAUGAGGUAACAGCUUGAACAUGCAUUUGAAUACUGCUAUGCUUUUAGGUGCUUGGCUCAAUUAAUUCCUAUGUUAAAAAAGGAAGCUUGUAGGUGAAAAGUUCCAUUUGGGUCAAAAUUGAAUCUGUAAUCUUCAUACUGUACACAAGAUUUUAGUUUUUAUAAUUCUGAUUUACAUAGUCUCGUUUAUUGGUCUAUAAGAUUGGAUUGUUGACCUUCAUCUUUGGAGAAAAGUGCACAGUUUUGAUAAACCAUAUUUACAUCUAGACAAAGUGGUUCAGCAUAAUCCUUUAUAUUUCUCUGAGGAACAAUGAAUGGGGAUACACAGUUAAUGCUUGCCUCUAAUGUUUUUAAGGUGCUGUAACUUUUGAGCUACUGGUUAUUUGGCUGUGCUGCAGAGAUGUUCUGCGUGACAUGGUGAAACCCAGAUGUGACUUCGCAGUACCACAGAAAUAAACAAACACAUACAAGUACCAGACUGCAGACUGCCAGAUCAAGUGACUAGAUCACUGAUCACAUUUUAUAUUCAAGAUUUGUAAGUGUCUUGUGUGAUUUAUUUAUUUAUUUAUUUAUUUUUCGAAGAUGAAGACUAAAUGUUUCAAAAAAAGUUUGAAAAAUAAAAUAGUCAUGAUGUGCUGUGCAAAACAUCCUUUAGUUGCAAUGUUGAGUUUGCCAUCUCAGUAGCAUCAAAACUGAAAUAUAUCAUUCCAUUGAGCCUAGCUGUUUAAUGCAUGUGAUCUUAAGUUCGAACUUGUAUGUAAUACAAUAGUUCAUAGCUAUAUUUAAUAAAGUACUAUUUUAAACAUAUUUAAACGGUAAUUGUACUGAAAGGCACAUAUAACCAGGCCGCGCUAUCAUUUCCAGCGUGCAGUGUUGUUAAAAUUUUUUUUUCAUUACUAUUCAUGCUUUUAUUUCUCUCUUUUUUAUGUGCAAUACUCUGUAUCUUUCUUUUAAGCUCUUUAAAUGAGUGUCUACAAAUAUGUUGUAGAAAGGUAAACCUGAUAAUCACUAAUAAAUAAAAAUAUGUUAAUGGAAAA